AUGACAUCGUUUGGGUCUAUCAAAUCCACCAUUUUCGACAAAGAAGAGAGAAAACAGCAGUACCAGUGGCAUAUUCGAGGCCUCAAUGCAUACGACCGUCACAAAAAAUUCAUCAACGACUACGUUAAUUUUUAUGGAAAAGAAAGACCUUCAAACUUAAAGUUGCCUAUUAAAACAGAUCAAGAUACACUAAGAGAAGGAUACAGAUUCAUCCGGUCAGAAGAAGAUGAUAUGAAUCCAUCGUGGGAACAAAGGCUAGUCAAGCGAUAUUAUGACAAGCUUUUUAAGGAAUACUGCUUAGCUGACAUGUCACACUUCAAGAGUGGUAAGAUUGGUCUCAGGUGGAGGACAGAGAAGGAAGUCAUGUCUGGCAAGGGUCAGUUCAUAUGUGGUAACAAACAUUGCAAUGAUAAAGAUGGGUUAGCAAGCUAUGAGGUAAACUUCUGUUACUUUGAAGCUGGAGAAAACAAACAAGCCUUAGUUAAAUUGGUAACAUGUGAGCGAUGUGCAUGCAAACUCAACUACAAGAGGCAGAAAGAAAAGGAACAGUUAGAGAAAAGGCAACAAGAUCAGGAUAGACGAAAGAGGAAUCGUUCUAAGAGUGAUGAUGAUCUAGAUGACUACCAAGAAAGCAAAGAGAGGAGAAAAGGAAAAAAGGCUUUGAUGUCAUCCAGUGAUCACAAAAUUGACAAUGGUGAUAAUGAUAAUGAUAGCUAUGACGAGUUUCUUGAGGGGAUGUUUCCCUGA
This is a messenger RNA of Sphenostylis stenocarpa, 747 nucleotides long. The record is from the annotation of a GenBank genome assembly. NCBI's taxonomy places the organism in Eukaryota, Viridiplantae, Streptophyta, Magnoliopsida, Fabales, Fabaceae.